This is a messenger RNA of Aspergillus melleus, 2931 nucleotides long. RefSeq names its product putative DNA repair protein (Rad57) (gene rhp57). Gene Ontology annotation, biological process: mitotic recombination; DNA repair; DNA recombinase assembly. The transcript has 3 exons. The record is from RefSeq and is a predicted model, not a curated record. The coding region runs from base 1 to 2931 and encodes 976 amino acids. Gene Ontology annotation, molecular function: ATP binding; ATP-dependent DNA damage sensor activity; DNA strand exchange activity. NCBI's taxonomy places the organism in Eukaryota, Fungi, Ascomycota, Eurotiomycetes, Eurotiales, Aspergillaceae.
AUGUCGUCUUUCGAACCUCUGCGACCCCUAGCGACCAAUGUCUUCCUGUACGAGCCCCGGCUCGCAGAUGAGGGCCGUCGGCCUCGCGAUGAUCCGCCGCUGAUCAUCCUGUGUACUUGGGUUGGCGGCGCUAGUCCUCGACAUAUCAAUAAAUAUGUCGCGACUUAUAUGGGCCUUUAUCCGGGUUCGUGUCUGCUGCUCGUUACCACGCAUUUUCUUGAUAUUAGCGUGCGCUCGUUCAGCGCUGUGCGAGCGCGUCUGAAACCUGCGAGAGAUGCUAUCCGUCGGAUCUUGGGGGGUGUCGGUGUCGGUGUCGGUGAUGGCGACAGCGCCAAUGCCGAGCCCAGCCAGAAGGCAUUACUUCACGUCUUCUCGCACGGCGGAUGCAACACAGCUGUCCAGCUCGCUCUAUCCAUGAACGACAACAACGACCAAGAGAUCAAGAACGGCGAGGUACGCCAUCUCCCACUCCAAGCCGUCAUCUUCGACAGCUGCCCCGGGGACGACUCUUUCCUGCGCAUGUACAACGCCGCGGCAGUCUCGUUCCCCCAGAUAUUUCCGCUCGGGUUCUUGGAAAGCACGCUGCUCUACCCGUCCAUGGCGGCGGUCUUUGCGCUGCAGAGGGCCGGGCUCAUGAAUUCCGUGAGGCAGUUACGGCAGGAGAUGAAUGAUCGGACGGUGUUCGGGUCCGCCAGGCGGUUGUAUCUGUAUUCGAAGGCGGAUGACAUGGUGCCGUGGGAUGCUGUUCAGAGGCACGUGGAGGAGGCCAGGAAGCUGGGUUAUUGGGUGCAUGGGGAGUUGUUUCGGUAUAGUUCGCAUUGCGCGCUGGUUCAGGAGGAUGCUGCACGGUAUUGGGGGGCGAUUCAGGCGGUUUGGCGGGGAGGUGUUGUUGGUGGGGGGGAGAGGGAGGAAGGUCGUCUGAAGAUGUCAGUUGAUCGGCUCCGGCAGCCGACCGAAGCCGCCGACGGGAAUGACCUCACAACUUCGGCCUUGUCCUUUUUCCCUUCUUCCAUGGAUCUUCUAUCAGUCCUCCCGGACUUCCCCACCAAACCCUACGCCCAUAUCCUUCCUCCGCUUGAGCGAGCGAGUCUCAACACGGUCGACUUGAUCACCCUCGAUGCUCUGGAAAUCGCCAAGCGCGCCCACGUGCCGCCAGCCGACGUGCGCCGGUUGUCGUCGCAUGUCGUGAAGGCCCUUCAUCAGGAUGUUGGCUUCGAGGAAUCGGCCGGUCCGGACACCGCAGAGCCCAGUUCCAGCAUCAAUUUUGACGCGCCCCUGACCCCUGGGUUCUCCAAUAAACUCGAUCUCUCGCAAUGGAGCGCCAUCAGCACUCUCGACCCCGCGCUGGACGCGCUGUUGGCUGGCGGCGGAAUCCCCACGGGAUACGUGACAGAAGUGACCGGCGAGAGUGCCAGCGGCAAAACGCAAUUCCUCCUAACCCUCCUCCUAUCCGUCCAACUCCCUUCUCCUCGGGGCCUAGGGAAAUCCGCCAUCUACAUCUCGACCGAAGCACCGCUAUCAACGCCGCGACUCUCGCAGCUACUCGAUUGCCAUCCGUACCUCUCCACCCUACCGCGCGACGAGGCCCCCUCGUUACAGAAUGUGCUGUCCAUCAAUGCAAUGGACCUCGAGACCCAGGAUCACAUCCUGAACUACCAACUCCCCGUCGCCAUCGGCCGAUACAACGUCGGCCUCGUGGUCAUCGACUCGAUCACAUCUAACUAUCGCGCCGAGCACACCUCCACCAGCAUGCAGGGUCUCACGACGCGGUCGUGGGAACUCGCCCGACUGGGCCAAUUGCUGCGCAAUCUCGCCGCGAAGGAGGGUAUUGCGAUCGUGGUGGCGAAUCAGGUUUCGGAUCGGUUUGAAGGCCCGGAAGGGCUUUCAAAUCCUUUCUUCAGGAACGCUAUGGCCGGUGCGAAUGCGAACUCGUUGCCCUCGACGCCGCAUCCCCAUUCGCAUUCGCAGCAGCAACAUCUUCGACCGCCGCCGUCGUCGAACCGCGAUGUCGUCGCAUCCCCUCUGCCUUUGCCUCGACAUCAACCCCCGGAAUCGGGGAAUAUCGAACUCGCCCAGCAUAACGUCAUCUUUCCUUCUUCUUCGUCGCCUGCGUUUCCGUCAUCACCGUAUACCAACGACGACGAUUGGCCACCGCCGCAGACGCAACAUCAGCAACAGCAGCAGCAAAACUUCGACGGGUCCUAUCUCGUCGGAAACCCCGUGCGCAACGAAAUCCUCAGUCUUGUGCACCAGCAGCGUUUCUUCACCGGAUGGGGCGAUGAUCUUCCGCAGUCUUUGACCGGGGGGAUUUUUCCCGGCUAUCAAAAACCGGCGUUCAAGACGCCGGCGCUGGGAAUGGUCUGGUUAACGCAGAUCGCGUGCCGGAUUACUUUGAAGAAAGAGGAGUUGCCGGUCAUGAUGGAUCCUGCGUUUGAUCUUCCCACUCCGCAUCUCAAUGUGAAUCAGAACCUUCCUGCAUCGAUCCCAGAUGUAUCCGCGCAUCCGGCUGAGACGGAGACGAUGAAGGGGAAUGGGGAUGGGGAUGAGACUGAGAAUAAGAAGCUCGACGACGAUGAGAACAAGACCGCCCACGAGGCAACACCUUCUAACAACACCGCCGACCAACCCGAGCUACCCUCCAACACCGUUCCUCUUCCCACCGAACCCGAAUCUACGACCAAUCCAGAACCUGUCGCUGGCCCUGUCCCUCCUCCCCCUCCUCCCUCCGCGCCGAAACCUCCCACUUCAAGCUCUCAGUACCAAAACCUAUUCCCGCCAUCAUCUCCAUUACCACCGCCAGAUCGUCCGAUCCGCCGCACCAUGAAACUGGUCUUUGCGCCGUGGACUGCCGGCAAGAUCGUAAGAACGGGCGACAUCCAGGACGAGGUCGAGUUCACGAUCGAGAAGGGAGGGAUGCGAGGAGUCCUGUAG